Melanaphis sacchari is the source of this 534-nucleotide messenger RNA. RefSeq lists its product as uncharacterized. The coding region runs from base 1 to 534 and encodes 177 amino acids. The record is from RefSeq and is a predicted model, not a curated record. The transcript has a single exon. NCBI's taxonomy places the organism in Eukaryota, Metazoa, Arthropoda, Insecta, Hemiptera, Aphididae.
AUGUGGUUGGUUUCAACUGGGAUAUUAAGGCAAUACCAAGAGCAUAAGUUAUGUUUAAAAUAUAAACGUACGUUAUUUUUGGAAACCGAACUUUAUAAAAUAUCCAGUAUGGUGUAUGCCAGAGAAAAUAUGUUAGUGAUUGAGUCAAAAACUCAUGAAGGGUGCAGAGUGCUGUUAAAUCGGAAGGACCUUAUUCAACUACAGUAUUUGGAAUGGUGCAUAUUUGAAACGAUUACACAAAAAUCAAAUAUAACACAACCAGCUGUCCUAAAACAAUUCGAAAUAUUUUUAAACUAUAUUGAUGUUGAAUUUACCAAAGUUGAUUCACCGCCGAAAAAUCAUGAAGAAAUGGUUACAUUUAUCAAAAAUUUAAGUUAUAAUAAAAUUAUUAGGCCCACUUCUACAGAAGAAGACAUGGGUUUCAUCAACCAACUUAGAGUGUAUGUGUUAUCACAAUUAGCCAGACAUUGGGCGCAACGAUGGAGCGGAGAACAAGUGGAAGAAGAAGAAAACUCACCAGAGGUAAAUCUUUAA